GUGUGUGUGUGCAGAGCAGAGACAAGCAGAGAGGGAGAGAGAGAGAAAGCGAGACAAGAGAGACGAAAGGGAGGGAGUGUGGAUCAUGCAUGUGCAUUAACUCAGCUCCAGCGGCACAGCAGCAGCAGCAAACAGAAACAGCAGCAGCACAGGAGGGAAAGAGAGAGAGAAAGACAGAGAGGGAGAGUUGGAGGGAGGGUAGUAGUCUCAGGCACAGGAACAAAAGCUGCAGAGGACUGCUUUCCAUCUCCACUAAAAGAACAACGGAGGAGUAAUAGAAGGAGGAGGGGUUGGUCAUGAUAGUUGUGAGACAAUAACGGAAGAGAAGAGGCACAUUGUAGUCAGUGAGGACUGAAAUCAAGGCUCUUCUCUUCUUUGCUCUCCAUGUUUUUGGGGACUCAACGUACCAUUACCUUUGUCUCCAAACCCUGAGGAGGAUGUCUGUGUCAGGGAAGAAGGAAUUUGACGUAAAGCAGAUCCUCAGGCUCCGCUGGCGCUGGUUCAGCCAUUCAUCCCAAGGUUCGGCUGGCAGUGGAGGCGGCGGUGGGGUAGGAGGCUACAUCCAGCAGGAUGGCCUGGACCACAGAGGGACGCCUGUCCAAGGCCGGCUGAAGAGUCACUCAAGGGAAAGAGGCGUUGGAGGAAUACGUAAGAAUAACAGCCCGGUCCGCAGUAUCUUGGCACCGACACCAGGGCCCACACCUGUCUAUGUCAGAGCGGGUCAACAAUCAUGGCACCACCAGCAGAACACCAUCCAGGGUCUCCAGGUCAACGAGGAAUUUCCAAAGAGCAGCUCAUCACCCAGCACCACAAGGAAAGAGGACGCCAUCACUGGCCAGGAAGAUAUAAAGAAGAACAGCACAGAGGAACUUGCAGACAUUGAGGCCAGAGAGAGGUUGGCUCUGAGCACCUUUUCCAGAAUGAAUACCAACUCGUCCGAUGAGUUCUUCCAGGCCACAAAUCAUGCAGAACAAACUUUCCGUAAGAUGGAGACAUACCUCCAGCACAAGCAGCUGUGUGAUGUCCUCUUGAUAGCAGGGGAUCAUAAGAUACCUGCUCACAGACUGGUCCUGAGUGCUGUGUCGGACUACUUUGCUGCCAUGUUCACCAGCGAUGUGAGAGAGGCAAAGCAGGAAGAGAUCAAGAUGGAGGGAGUCGAUCCAGAGGCCCUCAGAUCCCUGGUUCAUUUUGCAUACACUGGCGUCCUUGAGCUGAAAGAGGAGACCAUUGAGAGUUUAUUGGCGGCGGCUUGCCUCCUCCAGCUUUCACAAGUCAUCCAGGUUUGCUGUAACUUUCUGAUGAAACAGCUUCAUCCCUCCAAUUGCCUGGGAAUCCGCUCCUUUGCAGAUGCCCAGGGCUGCGUGGACCUGCUCAAUGUGGCGCAUAACUACACCAUGGAACACUUCCUGGAGGUCAUUCAGAACCAGGAGUUCCUGCUGCUCCCCACGGCUGAGAUUGUUAAGCUGCUAUCCAGCGAUGAGAUCAACGUUCCAGAUGAGGAGACGAUCUUCCAGGCUUUGAUGAUGUGGGUGCGGUACGAUGUCCAGAAUCGACAACAGGAUCUUGGGGUGCUUCUUGCCUUCAUCCGCCUGCCUCUUCUUCCUCCACAGCUCCUUGCAGAUCUUGAAAACAACAAGAUGUUCUCUGACGACCUGGAAUGCCAAAAGCUGCUGAUGGAGGCCAUGAAGUACCAUCUCCUGCCUGAGAGACGUCCCAUGUUUCAGAGCCCAAGAACCAAACCUAGAAAGUCCACCGUGGGCGCACUUUAUGCUGUAGGAGGGAUGGAUGCUACUAAAGGCUCUACCACCAUUGAGAAGUAUGACCUGCGGACUAACACAUGGGUCCAGGUUGGAGUCAUGAACGGACGCCGGCUCCAGUUUGGUGUUGCAGUUAUAGACAACAAGUUGUAUGUAGUUGGAGGGAGGGAUGGACUCAAGACGUCCAACAUGGUGGAGUGCUACAAUCCAAUCAAUAAAGUGUGGUCCACCAUGCCGCCCAUGUCAACACACAGACAUGGACUUGGUAUUGCUGUGCUGGAGGGUCCCAUGUAUGCUGUGGGAGGCCACGACGGCUGGAGCUACCUCAACACAGUGGAGCGCUGGGACCCGCAGGCCAGGCAGUGGAACUAUGUGGCCAGUAUGUCAACUCCACGGAGCACCAUGGGGGUCACAGCACUUAAUGGAAAAUUGUUUGCAGUAGGUGGUCGAGACGGAAGCUCAUGUCUGAGGUCGAUGGAGUGCUUUGAUCCACACACCAACAAGUGGAGCAUGUGUGCUCCCAUGGCCAAGAGGCGAGGUGGAGUGGGUGUGGCAACGUACAACAACUUCCUGUAUGCUGUAGGCGGACACGAUGCCCCUGCCUCCAACCACUGUUCUAGACUCUCCGAUUGUGUUGAAAGGUAUGACCCAAAGACGGAUACGUGGACCACUGUGUCCUCCCUCAGCAUUCCGCGGGACGCUGUGGGUGUCUGCCUGCUGGGUGACAGGCUUUAUGCCGUGGGUGGAUACGAUGGUCAGUCAUAUCUGAACACUGUCGAGUCUUACGAUGCACAGAACAAUGAGUGGACUGAGGAGGUCCCUCUCAACAUUGGCAGGGCAGGUGCCUGCGUGGUGGUGGUGAAAUUGCCUUGAGCAUUUGGUCUUGCGACAGCAUGGGAAGCAAAUGAGAGUGCAGCGAAGAAGAGUGGACAAACAAAACAACGGAUCAAGGACACAUCCUUUGAGAGUCAUGUUUUUUUUCUUCUUCUUUAACUCGGCUUUCCACAUUUUUCAGAGGGAAACAUUUUUCGGAGCCUUGCCCAUUGUUUCUAUCAUUAGUGGACAAGCCUACCCACUGGGGAGGACUUAUUCAGAAACUGGACUGCAUUGCACAUUGUCUACAUUCUCAACUGAUCAAGAAUUUUCACAGACUUGGAUAAGCUGUAGCAAGUGCCAAGCCUUUGUUGUACUACUUUGUUUUAUGAAACGUUCUGUGGAUGUCCGUAAAAAUUACAUGUAAAAGUUACAUUUUGAGUAAAUAGGUUAGUUUACAUCUAUACAGAGCCUUUUCCUAUCAGUGCCAUUACAUACAGUAUAUUUUGGGGAUUAUAUUUCACUUCAUAGCCACUCAAAUGAAAGUUGUAAUGGUACAUAAAUGUUACCACUGACCUGGGUCUUACCUUAGUGGGUGGUCUUAACAGAUUCUUGCUCUUUAGCAACAAAGAUCGCUGUGAACACUGAGCGUGAAGAGUUUGUCCGGGCUGCUUUGAAGAACAAUUAAAUCAAAAUUUUUGCUGAAUAUUAUAUUUCAACAUUUUCUUUUUUAUUGAGCCUGUAGCUACAGAACACCAAAGUAAUUUGCUUGUCUUAGAAAUCUUGUUACGCAUUAAAUACAAGUUUACAAAGUUGUGAAUUACAAAAAAUAUAUCAUAUUGAUAUUUCACAGUGCUGUACAGAUUUUUUGCAAACUUUCUAAAACUACAUUUGUGUUGACCAGUGCACUCUGGUGACUACAGUUAUUAUUCUUGUGUCUUUAUUUCUGGGCAUGCUGGCUGAGCCAAUGUUUUAUUUGAUUUAUACAAAAUUAUUUAUCAAGAUCACUAUCUGUUCUGUAUUUUUAAGGAUAUGAAACCUUUUGGGUCAUGUAGAUGAUUUUAUUAUUCACAACACAACCAUUGGAUUAACCCAGAACAAUUAGCAAACUAUGGCUGAGUGGUACCAGGUGCUCCAAAACCAGUUAUUUGAGUCUUUCGGCAGCAUUGGAAGCCUGAUUUCCACAGCGCUUCACUAAUGUGACUUUGAUUGGAAUUUUUAGGUUUGUAUUUAGUUGUUUUGCUCAUAAAAGUAAAAAUGUUACUAACUUUAUCAAAAUGAGAACCAUUUGUAACUGUAAUUAUGCCAUGUUUUUGGGGCCAAAUGUUAGUUUUUAUCAUAAUUUUGUACAGCAUGUAAACCAAUAAAUAAAAUGACUUCAGUCUUCUCUGCACGUUCAAA
Molecule: messenger RNA, 3971 nt
Organism: Etheostoma spectabile (orangethroat darter)
Lineage: Eukaryota; Metazoa; Chordata; Actinopteri; Perciformes; Percidae
Gene: klhl4
Product: kelch-like family member 4
Exons: 11
Coding region: 438-2630 (730 amino acids)
Molecular function (GO): protein binding
Source: RefSeq, a predicted model, not a curated record